Cladophialophora immunda is the source of this 5338-nucleotide messenger RNA. RefSeq lists its product as uncharacterized. The coding region runs from base 1 to 5088 and encodes 1695 amino acids. NCBI's taxonomy places the organism in Eukaryota, Fungi, Ascomycota, Eurotiomycetes, Chaetothyriales, Herpotrichiellaceae. The transcript has 8 exons. The record is from RefSeq and is a predicted model, not a curated record.
AUGACCGACAAACAGUUUAUGACGGUGCCUGCCCUAGACGAGCCAGAAACCACUCCUGAUGAGGCUCGCCGAUUCCUCCGUAAAAUACGUGCAGGAAAGUUCCAAGUGCAGCGAGAAACCAAAGAGAAGUUGAUCAGCCAAGGUAAUUUAGAUGUAUUGGAACAAUUGGAGGAGCUAGCGAAGAAUGGAAGAAGCCUCUACAGGAAGAAUCUGCAAAGCGUGAUUGACGAAGUCUACCACGAUUCUAGCCGUGUCCUCUAUGAGCUGAUCCAGAACGCUGAUGAUGCUGAAUAUUCGAAAGCUUGGAGGGAAGGGAACUCUCCUUUCAUGAGAUUUACGUUUGACCAACAGGACCUUGUCAUAGACACGAACGAAGAUGGAUUUACUCGUGCCAAUGUGGAAGCGAUCUGUUCCCUCCGUGAGAGCUCGAAGAAGCAUCCCAGCAGUGAUAAUUCAACGGGAGAAAAGGGAAUCGGGUUCAAAUCAGUCUUUCUUAUAUGCGACAACGUCCAUAUCCAGUCGGGUGUCUGGUCCUUCAGCUUCGAGCAGGAUGAAGAUAACUUCCUAAGUACGGUUAUACCAAUUGACACCGAACCGAGACAAAUUCCUGAGAAUGUCGGUACCCGUAUCCGUCUGCGUUACAGGCAGAGCUGCCGAAAUGACAUCCUGCGGUACCUGGCGGAAAUUCCAAGCGAGACAAUACUCUUCUUGCGCAAACUGCAGCAAAUAAGCAUCCAAUUUGACGAGACCUGCAUUCCUAAUUCAAGCCCGACAUCCAGAAUUAUUACUAGGAAGACACAAUUCUGUGCGGUACAAGAUCCGCAGCGUUUCCCCCCGAUCAAACAAACCAAUGAGAUGGAGGCGGGUAACGAAUACCGAUGCCCAGUCUGUCCGAUUGCACAUGUGCCUCGCCAUGGUGCUGCGUUCUGCGAUCACGCCAAUGUCGUCCACAUACAUACGAGCUCUACGAUCAGAGAAAAGGUUCAAAGAUCCCAGACACAUUAUCGCUUAUCACGGAUUGCCUUCACCGACAUGCCAACUACUAAAGGCCGUCCUACUGUCGGUGCAGAUACUGAGAUGAAGGUAGAGCUAGCGUUUCCUAUCAAUGAGGACGGGACGCAUCCAAAAACGUCCAAGGGCGGCGCGAAUGUUUGUGCAUUCUUACCAAUGUGUAGACAAGAGAAUCUACCUUUUUCCAUACAGUCAGACUUUCUCACGAUGCAGAACCGCCAAGACGUUGUCGAUUGUCCUUGGAACAGGGUGCUACGUGAACAAACUGCGAAUGCUUUCCAAGAUACAGUCGUCAAAUUCUGCAAGGAGGAGAGCUUUCGUUUCUCCUGGCCUCAGUAUCUGCCACAAGAACGACUCAACGGAAAUUUCUGGGAAUCUUUUCGUGCCCUCCUUGUUGAGAAGCUGCGGACCACAGAAAUCCUCCAGUGCUGGGAUGAUGACCAGCUCUAUUGUCCGGGCGACCUCGCAAUCUUGCCGAAUUACUUCUUAUAUGGUGAAAAGAGAGAGCCCCUCUUCAAGGAUUUGGUAGACAAAAUCUACCUAUCUCGGCACUACCAUGAGGAAAGGGUUCUAGAACACCUCAGAACCCUCGGUGUCCGCGAACUCAGUCCUGACGAGAUCGUGGAGCGAAUCGAAUUUGACUUGGAGCUACCGAAUUCGGUACUAAGGGAGAAGUAUUUGCAAACUGAUUGGCACGACUGUAUGUGUGAGGCGAUAAAGGCUAUAUUGAAAGGCUCAAUCGAGCACACCAAUUCGGAGAACUCUUCAGGUUCCGAUGAUCAAAACGAUACCCUCUCCAGUGAUGAAGGUUCGUCUGAUGAUUCAGGGAAUACGAAUCCCACAACCAUUCAUGCCCGCCUCAAAGCUCUGAAUAUCAUCCUCUUGCGAGACGGCUCCUGGGUCAACCUGGAGGAAGAAAUAUACUUUCCCACAAUUGGCGGCUUCAGCAUACCGGAUGGCCUUGGCCUGAAACUGCUGCAUCCUGACGUCUGCGAAAGCCACACACAAAGAGAAUUCUAUGAAAAUACCCUGGGUAUCUUAUGGUGUGAAGCUGAACUCGUUAUCAAAAAGAUUAUGGAAGCCCAUGCGUCCACGACAGAGAGCUACACAACAAGUGAUGAUUGCGAACCUUACAUCUCACACUUCCAUUUUCUAUUCCACUUCCGGGGCCAAGUUGCCAACGAGGAUUUGAAGUCACUCUAUGCAGUCACGUCAGAAGGGACUGUUCGGCGUUGUUCAGAUGGGCUCUAUUUCGGCUCUACCAAACCCUACGAUACUCAGAAAAUCCUCGAAGCUCUCUCACCCAGCUACGAGAUUGAUUGCGACAUCAUUCUGCACGACAUUUAUAAUAGACACGUGGAUGACUACACAAAUGAAACCUGGAAGCAAUGGCUGCAGGAUGUCUUUUUAAUUGCAUACUAUCCUCCGCUGGGCGAGGCAGGUGGCACAAAAGUAUCAACGCUUCUCGAGUACCUGUGGCGCCUGGACACUUCCUUAUUUCUUGGAGCAUUGCAAGACCACUGGGCCUCAAGCUAUGAGCAGGAGCUUGAUGAUCAUCCGAAUAUACGAGACAUACUGCACAGGGCCCCCAUGUCCUGUCAUGAUCACCAAAAGCAUCCACUGAACUGUACUUAUUUCCCCGAAGACGAGCUGCUCCGGAUGAGCGAAGAACUCAGUGUCACGUCCCAUAUGCCAAUCAUUUGCUUGCCGAGGAGUGAUGAAGCGUUGAGCCAUAGGAAUUGGGACUUUUUGUCAAAGCUCGGGAUCCGACGUGGUGACCAGAAAUUGAACUUUUGUCUUGACGCGCUCCUAGCUCUACACAAGCGCAGCCAAUCCGAGGACAAGCCUACUUACUCCUCUAUUCGACAAGUUUUCGAGACGAUUGGAAGAGAGGCAAGCUACAGGGACGCCGAAAACCUCAGGAAAUUCUUCUCCUUGCAUCCAUGCAUCUGCAACCCAACUGAUACCUCCGAUUGGAGAUUUAGCCGCGACUGUGUCUGGGAUGGUCCUGAUUUCCUAACUUGCAAGCUUCCUCUCAAGUGUCACUAUGAAAACUCGACGGAAAUGGAAAUCCUCUUUUCGAAGUACAUGAAGCUAGGGAAUGCUGACUGGAAAGAUGUUGCCAGCGAGCUGGAAAACAUCAAGCGGUCAGGUAAAUGGGAGCAGACCUCGAACUCAACCCACCAAAACAGAUCGCUGUCAUUAAGCUCACGGAUCUACAACGAACUCCACGCGAGGGCGGUCGCGGAGAAUGAUGAGCUCGCCUUAAGGACAUUUUGCGAAAAAGAGGAGCUCGUUUUCACCGAAAGGGGAUGGCGCGCACCUUCCCAGUGUGUAUGGGAAAGCAAGUAUAGGCUACCCGGCCUGCCUGGUCUUCAACAUGACUACCCGGAGCUGAAAUGUUUCUUCGUCGACCUAUUGGGAGUACCAACGGUCAAUAUAAGUAUCCUUCUCCAUGGGCUUAUAGACCUAGUGCAAGCUCAGGAGCCGAGUUACUCAGAUGUCAAAUCUAUGCUGCUUGCGUUAGGUCCGAUGUUUAACGCUGAAGCUGCACCUGAACGCUCGUUUACUAUGGGCUUGGCAACGCUGAGGAAGUACUCCUUCCUGCCUGUACGUCUCAAGGACAAAGCGCCGGUCUUGCAGAAGAUGGCGACGCGAUUCUUUAUCGCCGACCAUGAACGAUAUGGGCAGGCGUUUGAAAAAAAGGUUGAAUUGCUGGACUUCACGCUUGAGGAAUUUCGCUUGCUGAAGAGCUUCUUCCGAAAGCUAAACCUUGAGAAUCGUUACCUGUCCGCCUGCGUUACUGAAGCCUCAGAGGUGCCCAAGCCCAGUGUCGCAUCUAAGGAUUUUGCACGGAUGCAAGACUUCAAGAAGAGAGCUUACUUUUUUUCAUGUCCAAAGUACUUUAACUUCGACGACUCAACGCACAGCAAGCUGUUGGGUAUCGAGGUAUAUACCUGCGCAGAACUGCAGACCAUGCUCACUCUGCACUACGGCAAUGAACCGCUUGAUCCUAUCCAGAGCGACCGGAUCCAACCCAUGUUCACGGAAGUUAAUGACGGCAUACAAAUUUACCUCCCAACCCAAAUGUCCGAGCUGCGCCGGUGCUAUAUGGUCGAGCUCCCUGAGUCGAUGUUGAAGUUGCUCGGGAUCGAGGAUCAACGGGCAGGACACUGUCUUUACUUCCUGCUAACUGAGAAGCUGGAGAAUCUACACGAUGUCCUGAAGCAACAAGAUAUUCCUGAAUUGACAUGGCUCAACCCUAUUAUCGAUGGCGACACCGAUGAGCUGACCUACGAGAUGGGGGAUCUAGGUCUGUCAGACGCAAAUAGAGGUAUGGAGAGGACAGGUGCGAUGCAGGAGUUGGACUUGAAAGAUACUCGCCAUGAGUAUAAUCGGCUACUCGAGCAUCUUGUUCGGCAAGUUCGCAAAAAGACUCGGACAGUGGCAGAAGAAUUCAGGCCGUUCAGGACGAGGGACACGUUUGGCACUCCUCAGACAAACCCCGAUUUCUGGGACCGCAUCGGGGUAGCUGGAGAAUUAUUCGUCUACGAGCUUCUCCUCUCCCUCGACCUCCCAGGUUUCCGAACGGCAGACCAUCGAAAUUGGCGCAGCACCAUCCGCAAACACGUCCGCGCCAUCCACGAGUAUCAAAAUUUGCUAGAGUAUGAUGGGCCAGAUAUGGACAUUGUGUACAAAGACACGACCGGCAAAUUCAGCACGUGGUUAAAAGAAAACGGGUGGGGCGAGUCCCCUGGUUUCAUAGACGCUGCUCCACCAGUUACACCGACAUCCCCUAUCACAUACUACAUCGAAGUUAAAAGCACGCCAGGCCCCUGCGGAAAGCCCAUGAAGAUGAGCAAUGCGCAGUACCAAAGGAUGCACGAUUACCGUAUUCCGGAACGAGGUUGGGCCAGCCGCACGACCGAGAGGAAAGUCUUCGUGCUCUGGCGCGUGUUCGACUUGCUCGGCCAAAAUGCCCAGUAUGCCGCAUUCGUCGACCCGGCCAGGCUUGAUGGUACCAUUCUCAAAUUCGUUGCUGACAGGUGGCAAGUCACUGCUAAUCUCGACGGCUAAAAAUUUGACUAGCAAUCAGUGGAUGAGGUAGCCCUGAACAGAAAAGUGCGAGGAGACGUUCGAGAUUUAUUGCGGUCAUGGUUUCGGUACCUGGACAUUUUGCAAGCUCUGGGCAUUUUCCUUGCACCAUUGGUUCCGUCUCGCGUAGAGACUGCAGGGCUAUAGUUGGCCGAGGCGAAUUGUGACCCGGAGGAUGGAAGUGAAAGAGCGUGAGCGAAAGAAGAAAGCAAGACAUAUAGCAUAAAAACAC